Lycium barbarum (goji berry) is the source of this 600-nucleotide messenger RNA. RefSeq lists its product as uncharacterized. The transcript is spliced from 3 exons. The coding region runs from base 1 to 600 and encodes 199 amino acids. The record is from RefSeq and is a predicted model, not a curated record. NCBI's taxonomy places the organism in Eukaryota, Viridiplantae, Streptophyta, Magnoliopsida, Solanales, Solanaceae.
AUGGCGAAGAGCUUUCCUUUCAUUGAUUGUAUGAUGGAUUGUAAUCUUGUUGACAUGGGUUACACAGGCUCCAAUUACACCUGGUGUAAUGGAAGAAGCUCUGAAGACAGAAUUUGGAAAAGGCUAGACAGGGUUAUAUUUAAAGGACUAGAUACUUUAAAUUCUUGGACUUUUGGACUAAACAAAGUGACUUUCUUGAUAUUGUCAAGCAAGCAUGGGACAUUCAGAAACUGCAUUGGAGAUAUCUUUGGAAACACCAAAAAGCUAGAAAAAAAGGUUGAAGAUCUGGAAAUUGCUAUGGAAAACAAUGUUUCUAGUAGUACUAGGCAAGAAUAUAACAAAGCUAAUGCUGAGCUGAUUAAACAUCUCAAAAUUCAAGAUUCCUACAGGAGACAAAAAGCCAGAUUAAAAUGGUUCAAUGAAGGAGACCGCAACACAAAAUUCGUCCAUUCUGUUAUCAACAUCAAGAGAAGAAGAUUGAGUCUCAAAGCUAUCAAGGAUGAUGAUGGGAAUUGGAUAGAGGGAGAGGAUCAAAUUGCUUCAGAAGCUAUUAAAUUCUUUCAAAAUCAGUUCACUCAGGAGGACUAUCAACCUGACUAG